AGAAAAUAUGAAAUAAUGUAUUAGAUAGUGAUAUUUAUUGUUUUCUUCUGCUAGCUUGCUAGGUGUGAUUAAGAUUUCUUUGAAUAAACUGUAAUUAUGCUAUUGAUUUUAUUGUCUUUGCUGAAACAAUAGAAACUAGUUGGUGAAAAGUAAACUCAUUGAUGUGAUGGUCAUUGCUAAGAACUUGACAAACAUUCGUCGGCUAUAUUUUUAUAAGGCUGGUCGUUUUUACUAGUGUUAAUUAAUCGAGUUUUCUCUUGUAAAGUAUAUAUGUGAUCAGAGCCUGACAGUUGACUUUGACAAAAUCAAGUAGUUAACCAAUUAGCUGAAGUAACCCGAAAGAGUCAUAGGUCUAUUUUACUUUUGAGGGUCAAAGCCAAUGAGCGUUGAGAAUAAUCUGCUUACCCUAUGGCCCAUGGUGUAUGUAGAAUAUCCCCACUCUAUCUGCCAGUUUCUGAAAGCUAUUUUUGCUAUCUAUAUUCCACAUAAUUGCAUAGGGAUUCAUAUGCUAAUGCUUUUUCUUUGCUUAUAAUCUCAAUUUGUGAAAGGAGAAAAGUCUUAUUUUACUCUCCAUGGGUUUUCCAUGUACGGUCAUGAGGCUGAUUCUUGUAUCUGCUAUCUUUGUCAUUGUGCCAUUUGAACAUAGAGAUAUGCUCUGCGCUCAAACUGUCAGAUUGACUGAGGAGACUGAUAAACAAGCAUUGCUAGAGUUCAAGUCGCAAGUUUCAGAAACAAGUAGAGUCGUGUUAGACUCGUGGAAUGACUCCCUGCCUCUAUGUAUGUGGACUGGAAUCAAGUGCGGCUCCAAACACAGAAGAGUAACUGAAGUGGACCUUGGAGGACUGAAGCUAACCGGUGUUCUCUCUCCCUUUCUAGGUAACCUCUCAUUUCUAAGAUCACUGAAUCUUGCAGACAACUUUUUCCGUGGUGCCAUCCCUAUUGAGGUUGGAAACUUGUUCAGGCUUCAAUAUCUAAACAUGAGCAGUAAUCUUCUUGGAGGGGCUAUCCCGGAUGUUCUUUCCAACUGCUCUAGCCUCUCAUCCCUUGAUUUAUCAUCAAAUAAUCUCGAACAAGGCGUGCCUUCAGAGUUCGGUUCCCUGUCUAAGCUUGUCCUUCUGUCUCUCGGUAGAAACAAUCUGACAGGGAAGUUCCAUGCCUCAUUGGGAAACCUGACAUCACUCCAGAUGCUCGACAUCAUUUAUAACCAAAUGGAUGGAGAGAUCCCAGGGAGCAUAGCCAGACUGAAACAGAUGGUGUUCUUCCGAAUAGCACUGAACAGGUUUACAGGUGUGUUCCCUCUUCCAAUUUACAACAUGUCCUCUCUAGUCUUCCUGUCCAUAACCGGCAACAGUUUCUCCGGCUCCCUUAGACCUGACUUUGGUUCCCUUCUCCCUAACCUUCAAAUACUAUACAUGGGGAUAAAUAAUCUCACCGGUUCUAUCCCGGAGUCACUUUCCAAUAUCUCAAAUCUUCAACAGCUUGAUAUCCCAUCUAACUAUCUCACCGGAAAGAUACCAUUGAGUUUUGGGAAACUUGAGAAUCUAUUAAGGCUAGGCCUUAACAACAACUCUCUGGGAAACUACUCCUCUGGUGAUCUUGAUUUUCUUGGUGCAAUGGCUAACUGCACUCAGCUGCAGUACUUGAAUGUUGCUAUGAACAAACUCGGCGGUCAGCUGCCUAUGUCCAUCGCCAAUCUCUCAACCCAGUUAACCGAACUCUCCCUUGGCAUGAACUUCAUAUCUGGAAGUAUCCCUCAUGGCAUUGCGAAUCUCGUACGCCUCCAAGCGUUAGACAUGGGAGAAAAUCUGCUGACAGGCAAGCUUCCUCCCUCCUUCGGCCAACUUUCUGAACUGAGAAAAGUCUUGCUCUAUUCAAAUCAACUCUCUGGAGAGAUACCAUCUUCCUUGGGCAACAUCACUUGGCUAACGUACCUCUAUCUGAUAAACAACAGUUUCGUUGGAAACAUCCCUUCUAGUCUUGGACGCUGCAGCUACCUUCUAGACCUGAACCUCGGGACUAACGAGCUGAACGGCAGCAUACCCCGUGAGCUUAUGCAGCUUCCGUCUCUCAUCAUCUUAAACGUCUCGUUUAACUCGUUGGUCGGGACUUUGAGAGAAGACGUUGGAGAUCUUAAGUUUCUGCUUGGUCUAGACGUUUCGUACAACAAACUGUCGGGACAGAUUCCACGGUCCUUGGGGAACUGUCUCUCGCUAGAGUAUCUUUGGCUGCAAGGGAACUCAUUUGUUGGUCCUAUUCCAGACAUAACAAGGCUGACUGGCCUCAGGUUCUUAGAUCUGUCUAAGAACAAUCUCUCUGGCCCGGUACCUGAAUAUUUGGCAAACCUUUCGAAGCUACAGAAUCUGAAUCUCUCUAUGAACAACUUCGAAGGAGCUGUGCCAACGGAAGGGAUAUUCGGUAAUACCAGUGCAAUGUCUAUCGUUGGCAACGUAAACCUCUGUGGCGGCAUCCCGUCAUUACAGCUUAGGCCGUGCUACGUAGCAUCAUCAGGGAAGAAGCAUUCGUCAGUCAGAAAGAUAAUCGCCAUUUGUGUCAGUGCAGGUAUAGCAUCAGUUUUGCUGUUGUCUUUGUCUGUGUUUUAUAUAUGCCGGCACAAACAGAGGAUGAAGAACGUCAGGGGUAGCAACAAUGAGAAUGAUCAAUCUCUCUCCCCUGUGAAGUCGUUUUAUGAAAAGAUAAGUUAUGAUGAGCUUUACAAGAUAACCGGUGGCUUCUCUUCCAGCAAUUUGAUUGGGUCAGGUAACUUUGGGGCUGUUUAUAAAGGAUCUCUUGGGUCCAAGAACAAGCCUGUUGCAAUAAAAGUUCUGAAUCUCAGCAAACGUGGAGCUGCGAAGAGUUUCAUGGCAGAAUGUGAAGCAUUAGGAGCUGUGAGGCAUCGGAAUCUUGUGAAGUUGGUUACUGUCUGUUCGAGUGUGGAUUUCGAAGGAAAUGGUUUUAGAGCUCUAGUUUACGAGUUCAUGGCUAAUGGAAACUUGGACACGUGGCUGCACCCGGAAGAAGAAGCUGACGGUCGAUCUAGAGCCCUGACCUUUUUCGAAAGACUCAGCAUUGCUAUAGAUGUUGCUUCGGCUCUGGUUUAUCUUCAUACUUAUUGUCACUUUCCAAUAGCCCACUGCGAUCUUAAGCCAAGCAAUAUUCUUCUAGAUGAAGAUUUAACUGCUCAUAUAAGUGACUUUGGUUUGGCUCGUCUCCUCCUGAAAUUCGACCGGGAAUCAUUUCAUAUGAAGUUCAGCUCGACGGCUGUUCGUGGGACCAUCGGAUAUGCUGCACCAGAAUAUGGAAUGGGAGGUCAUCCAUCGAUAGUGGGAGAUGUGUACAGCUUUGGGAUCCUCCUGUUGGAAAUGUUCACUGGAAAAAGGCCCACCGAUGAGCUAUUCGUGGACGGUUUAACUCUCCAUGGCUUUACCAAAUCAGCAUUGCAGGAACGAAGAGCAGUAGAUGUCACAGACCAAUCUAUUAUUAUCCGUGGUUGUGCAGAUGAGGUCGAAAUGGUGGAAUGCUUGUUCCAGCUUGUGUAUCAGGUGGGAAUCAGGUGUUCAGAAGAAUCACCGGUGAACCGGAUAUCGAUGGCUGAGGCCUUAAGCAAGCUGGUCUCUAUCAGAGACACGUUUAUUGAAGACGGUAAGACCCUUUGGGUGACAAAGGCAUCUAUAUUUUCACCCGAGUUGUAGGUCAAGCAUAUACAGCAAUAAAUUUAGAUCUUAAAACAUUUUAUUAUACACACAAGGCAUGUACAUCCAUAUGUAUUAUAUUGGGAGCUUGUAAUAUAUAUUCAAUAUAGGUAAUACGUUUGUCUUGUUUGUAGUGAUCCUAUGUAUAUUUUGAAUAGUUCAUAAAAUA
Molecule: messenger RNA, 3858 nt
Organism: Raphanus sativus (radish)
Lineage: Eukaryota; Viridiplantae; Streptophyta; Magnoliopsida; Brassicales; Brassicaceae
Product: putative receptor-like protein kinase At3g47110
Exons: 2
Coding region: 573-3689 (1038 amino acids)
Biological process (GO): protein phosphorylation
Molecular function (GO): protein binding; protein kinase activity; ATP binding
Source: RefSeq, a predicted model, not a curated record